Messenger RNA from Pocillopora damicornis (cauliflower coral), 1464 nucleotides. Its product is annotated as carbohydrate sulfotransferase 1. The record is from RefSeq and is a predicted model, not a curated record. Gene Ontology annotation, molecular function: N-acetylglucosamine 6-O-sulfotransferase activity. NCBI's taxonomy places the organism in Eukaryota, Metazoa, Cnidaria, Anthozoa, Scleractinia, Pocilloporidae. Gene Ontology annotation, biological process: sulfur compound metabolic process; N-acetylglucosamine metabolic process.
AUGUGCUACACCAUUCGUAAAAAUGUGAAUCCAUCCUACGGCACAAGCCUUUCAUUUGGAAGUACCCCCUCCCCUAGAGUUUAUCUUACUUGUCUCAAUAUUUCUAUCGUGAUAGUGUACAAUACAAACUUAAUUCGUGAAUGGAAGGUUUUUAUAGCUGAAAGAUUUCCUCCUUUCUUUAGAUUCUUUCAGAAAAUUAAAGUUGAAGGACGAUUUCAAAUGUAUUCUACCUGGUUCGCAUCUGUCGUUCUGCUGGGAACUGUUUUUACCUAUAUUAUCAUGUCCGACUUAACCUUCACUCGACUUUUACCACGCAUAAUGGAAAGACGAGCUCGUUCUGGUGGAAAGAAAAGUUCUUCCUUUGUUUUAAUUUUUGCACAACCAAGAACAGGAUCGUCAUUUCUAGGACAGUUAUUCAACCAACAUCCAGAUGUAUUUUAUCUUUACGAACCUCUUCACCCCUUCGCGGUGUUUAAAAAAUUGAAAUAUAUUGCAGAACGAAAUUACACAACUCUUACACGAUUAUUCCUUCGAAAUGCUUCUAUCUGCAACUUUAAUGGCUUCCAAGAAUACUUUAAUUUUCUUUCUCACCCAGGACUGUCAAAUCCACAUUUUGUUUUAUCGAGCAGAUCACUGGCAUCAUUACCUUUCUGCAAAUAUGCUUUUCAACCGUUUAAAAAUCUCUUUAAACCUUUAAGCAAAUGUUAUCCGUUAGACGCAAACUUAGUGUCGCUUAAUUGCAAAUCGAAGAAGUUCGUUGCUUUAAAAAUAUUAACUCACCGUUUACCUGAGGAAAAUUUAAAAGACUUGGUCGAAGGUGAUUCUUUACAGCCGCAAAAAAUUCCACUUAAAACUAUACAGUUAGUACGCGAUCCGCGGGCGGUUGUUUGGUCCAUGAUAAAAAUGGGUUUAAUAUCAAGAGGAACUAAAAACUACAUCAGGACAGAAUUAAACAAAAAGGGACUAAACUCAACUUUUCGCCCACCAAAUAUAAACUUUAUCCCUGGUUUCAGUUUCAUCGAGCAAGUUCGACGUUUCUGUGAUCGACUGAAAAAGGAUAUGAACUUGUCAUCAUACCUUUCGUCUAAACUUGGUCCAGAUCAGUACAGAGUAAUUCGCUACGAGGACUUAGCGGAGAACAUCCCAGAGUUUUCACGCAAAAUAUUUCAGUUUACGGGGAUUGAUUAUGCUGCAGAGGUGAAAGAAUGGCUGCGAAACAUCAAUUUUGAUGAAAAAAGAGAUAGUAACGAUGAGCUUAGCUACUCUACAAGCAACAGAAAUACCUCUGUUACUAUCAACUCUUGGAGGAAGGAACUCUCGCUGCUGGAAACUCUUAUCAUUGAUAACCAAUGCGCUGAUUUUAUGGUAAAGUUUGGUUAUAAGUUUAUCGAAAGCGCAAAUCUUCUUAAAAAUAUGGCAAAAAGUCUAAGGAAUCCGUUACAAAAAAACUUUCAUACCAUGUAA